AUGUCGGGAGCUGCUCUUGUUGCAAUAGUAGCUUCGAUCGGCAAUCUGCUUCAGGGGUGGGACAAUGCCGCCAUCUCAGGUGCUCUGUUAUAUAUAAAGAAGGAAUUCAAACUAGAAAGUGAGCCUACUGUGGAGGGGCUGAUUGUGGCCAUGUCACUAAUUGGAACAACUAUCAUUACAACAUUCUCUGGACCAGUAUCAGACUGGAUUGGCCGGCUCCCUAUGCUCAUCCUCUCUUCAGUUCUGUACUUUGCUAGCAGCCUCAUUAUGCUAUGGUCCCCGAAUGUCUAUGUACUGCUCCUGGCACGUCUUAUAAAUGGAUUCGGUGUCGGCUUGUCUGUCACUCUUGUUCCUCUGUAA
Messenger RNA from Miscanthus lutarioriparius, 360 nucleotides. The record is from the annotation of a GenBank genome assembly. NCBI's taxonomy places the organism in Eukaryota, Viridiplantae, Streptophyta, Magnoliopsida, Poales, Poaceae.